AAGGCUGUCAAAGGACGUAUUGCUGUUACAGGAACUCUUCGUUAUUGGUUUGCAAAGCAUGCAAAUGGAGUCAUUGGCCGACCGCCGUCAUGUAGCUUUGCGUGUAGGCUUGUCGUUUGCCGUAACGAAAAACCAGGAGCAAGCAAAACUUGCCUGCAGCAGUUCAUUAGCAUGUACACAGUGCCCUGUGUCUAUAUUUCGUUUGUGCUGGGCUAGCAGGACCCCAAAAUGAUUUAAGGCAACUACAUGAUGUGUGCAUAUGUCUCUGGCAAUAUUUUCGAAGCAGUUGAAUGGAAGAGACAUGAUUGAAAUUUUUAGUCAUUGUGAAAAUUUGUUAACGCUGAUAUUUGCCUCUCAAAGGUGGGGGCACUCCGGCGGAAAGCCAAAUGAGUGAUGAGUUGCGGAGGGUUGGUGCGGUGGCAUCACAUAUGGCCACACGUCUGGCAAACCCCUUCGACAGCGACCGGACGGGGCCUGGAGUGGAGGCCACACCAGCUGUAGCAGCACUGCUGACUUCGUCGCAGCCGGGACGAAGCACUGAUGCAGAUGAUGCCGACAUGCAGUGUGACGACUUGUGGCAAUGGGAGUUGCCACACACCCAAGAUGAAGUGGCCAUGGACGAUCCAGCGCCACAAAGUGGUGAAGCUGCUCGGCCAGUUAGCCAUCAAGCAACUCGGCCAGCAUCACCCCCAGCUGCAGCUGCGCCAAGUGAAGUUCUGCCAGCUGCUGUGGCAACGGUGCCACCAGCCCGCCGUAAAAGGCGAUUAGAUGCUAGCGGGCCGUCCAGUUCGAGGGAUGACGCCGUGAAGAGCGAGCUCGUUGCUCGGCUUGCUGCCAUCUCAAAAGAUGCGCAGCAAAAGAGCAAAGAGCACUUUCUUCGCAUGAAGGUAACUCGUAAGGACCAUGAACUUCGCAUGCAGCUCGCUCAUGAUGAGCAUAAUGACAGAUUGCAGAAAAGAGAGGCAGAACAUUCGCAAGUGAUGGAAAACUUAAAAGCUAAAAAGGCCCUUAUUGAGCUUAAGAUAAAGCUUCUGCAAAAACAAAACGAAUAAGGCAGAACAAAAAUAUUUCAUAUAUUGGAAAAAAAAAGGUCUUAACCCUUUGCGGUCCGAAACUUUUACCCACUUUCCGGCUGUUCCGGUCCGAAACUAUUUUGCCAGUUUCUGGCGCCGCUAACAAAACCACCAACUGUGGAAGAAAAACUCUCAGGAUAUUUAUUUUUCUCUUGCAUUCUGCAGGCAACUCCUC
This is a messenger RNA of Dermacentor silvarum, 1248 nucleotides long. RefSeq lists its product as uncharacterized. The coding region runs from base 387 to 1052 and encodes 221 amino acids. The transcript has 2 exons. The record is from RefSeq and is a predicted model, not a curated record. Lineage: Eukaryota; Metazoa; Arthropoda; Arachnida; Ixodida; Ixodidae.